UGAUCUGAACAUAUUAUGAUUAGGCCGAAGCCUUCGUAUACGACACACAUUGGCAAAUUACAUUGACAUGCGGUAAAGUUGUAAAGUGAUAGGCCUUGAAGCAAAGACAGGGGACAUGGAGGGCCUACUUCCAAAAAUAUGGGACUUUUUGGUGUUGCUAUUUCUUUUCAUGAAGGACAUUUUCGUUGCCAUCUGUAAAGUCGUUGUCCCUGCUAAGUUUCGGAAGAAGAGUAUCUCAGGACAAACCGUACUAGUCACUGGAGCGGGUAGCGGCAUUGGGCGCCUUAUGGCCGUGAGGUUCGCCACCCAAGGUUGUAACCUGGUCAUCUGGGACAUCAACAAGGAAGGUCUUGAAGAAACCGCCAAGUUCAUCCAGACGUUCGGCGGGCGGGUCUCAUCGUAUAUUUGUGACGUCAGCAAGAGGGAGACAAUAUAUUUAGUCGCCGCCAAGGUGAAGGUAGAAGUCGGUGAUGUGGACAUUCUUGUAAACAAUGCUGGUAUUGUGACCGGAAAAUCCUUCAUGGAAUGCCAAGACACUCAGAUCCUCAGGACCUUUGACGUUAACGCACUGGCACAUUUCUGGACGGUCAAAUCCUUCCUGCCCGCUAUGCUGUUCCGCAACCAAGGACACAUUGUUACCAUAGCGAGCAUGGCCGGUAUCGUGGGUAACAACAAACUUGCUGACUACUGUUCCAGCAAAUUUGCUGCUCUUGGGUUUGCCGAGUCGCUGCGGGAGGAACUCAAGACCAUGGGCAAGGGUGGAGUCAAAACUACAGUCAUAUGUCCUUCUUUGAUCCGCACUGGCAUGUUCAAAGGGUUCAACCUCAAGAAUUCAUGGGCUUUGCCUGAUCUCGAGCCAGAAUAUGUCGCGGAUAAAAUCUUAGAGGCAAUACUUACCAACCAAGAAAUCCUUCUUAUGCCCAGAGUAAUGUAUCUUGCCGUGAUCAUAAAGUGGGUCUUCCCCAUCCGAUGCGCCUCAAGGAUCUUAGACUUUCUCGGCUCAAACCGCGGGAUGGAGAGUUUUGUCGGACGAGCGAAGACGGAGUAAUUCACCAAAGGGUGUGAUGUUUUCGUUUAGGGUCUUCCCCAUCCGAUGCGCCUCAAGGAUCUUAGACUUUCUCGGCUCAAACCGCGGAAUGGAGAACUUUGUCGGACGAGCGAAGAAGGAGUAACUCAGUACUUUUCUCUGGCAUUGCCGACUGUCAUUGGACGGUAUUAAAACAGUCAUACAUUCUGAGGUCAUCAGCAACUUCGCCCUACAUGCCGACCAAAUGUUAUUCAUUUCACCUAUACAUUUUGUUGAAUAAAUCUAAAAUAAGAACGA
This is a messenger RNA of Lineus longissimus, 1324 nucleotides long. Its product is annotated as epidermal retinol dehydrogenase 2-like. The record is from RefSeq and is a predicted model, not a curated record. Lineage: Eukaryota; Metazoa; Nemertea; Pilidiophora; Heteronemertea; Lineidae. Gene Ontology annotation, cellular component: lipid droplet. Bases 116 to 1048 code for a protein of 310 amino acids. The transcript has 6 exons. Gene Ontology annotation, molecular function: oxidoreductase activity, acting on the CH-OH group of donors, NAD or NADP as acceptor.